Messenger RNA from Komagataella phaffii GS115, 2685 nucleotides. RefSeq names its product Zinc-finger transcription factor of the Zn(2)-Cys(6) binuclear cluster domain type. Gene Ontology annotation, biological process: regulation of DNA-templated transcription. NCBI's taxonomy places the organism in Eukaryota, Fungi, Ascomycota, Pichiomycetes, Pichiales, Pichiaceae. The coding region runs from base 1 to 2685 and encodes 894 amino acids. The transcript has a single exon. The record is from RefSeq and is a predicted model, not a curated record. Gene Ontology annotation, molecular function: zinc ion binding; DNA-binding transcription factor activity, RNA polymerase II-specific.
AUGCAAGUCUUAGCGACCUUACAUAAAACCCUCCUCUUCUCCAUAGUUAUCAAUGAGUCUAUAGACAUGGUCCCAACUAAGAAAAAGAGGUCAUUUUAUGGGUGUUGGACGUGCCGAAGCAGAAAGGUUAAGUGUGACAACGGUAGACCGUCUUGCCAGCGAUGCCAGAAAUCCAAUCUGAAUUGCUUGGGCUACAAUAUCAAGCUCAGCUGGUCAACUCCCUAUACAGUUGGAAAACAUGGCACUCUUGUUCCAUUAUCUAACUAUGUUUUGGACAAAGAAGAUGACUCUAUACAACGAAGAAACAUAUCUCUGGUAAGGUUCACAAGUGAUUCAACUUAUAAGAACGACAAAGAUUUGGACUUGGUGCUCGAUGAGUUGGAACAACUACCUGUCUAUGGAAACUCGCCUAACAAAAGAGGCCCUUUUAUGGUGUUCCAGGCGUCAACAGAUCACAAGGUAAAGACAGAGACAAACACAAGCAUACCUAAUGAUAGUUCAAAGGAUCUAUUCAGCAUCAGAAGUUUAAGUUCCACUAAUCUCGUGCCAUACAUGACCAUGGAUGUAGUUGAUGUGAUUAAUCAGAAUAGGGAUUUCGUAUUAGAAGCAUUCGAUUCAAACUUUGUGCAUCAAGACGCCUUCACGCAUGCUCUGAAUACCACCUUGGAAGAUGAACUUGAACUUCAUCACUCUGCCCCUGCCUCUACUUUCCCAGAGCGAGAUAGAAUUGUUAUCCACGAGCAGCUGAAGCCUUCUGCGUUAGUGACUUUCAAAGGAAUCAAGGGAGACAUUAACUCCAAUCCUCGGGAUGAACAAGAAGUUCUUGAUUGUCUAUUUCCAAACUACUACAACUCUGAGGCUAACCAUAGCAUCUUAGAGAUGUCCUUAUCACGAAACCAAGAGCUGAAUAAUUUAGACAAAACAUACAAGCUCUUCGAAAACCUUUCACAUUCUCAUAUCUCAUCGAUCAGAGAGUAUUCUUUUCCUUGGCUUCUAUCUACUCAAAUGUUUCAAAAAUUAAUUACCAAUUUCCAGUCAGAAAAACAUUUCAUGAUGCUUCUAACUUUCAGAGGAAAUGUUAUGGACUCUGUCAUUCUCCCUGUGCUGUACCGAGCUAUAGGACAAAUGUCGAUCUUAACUGCAGACAUUGAGCAUGAAUUUGGAAGAAUUAUUUCAUCUGAAAUGUUUCACAAGAGGAUGAUGAGAAUAAUGGUAUUGAGUGCUUUGAAUAUAAGUGCUUUCUUACUCUACCGAAAAAGUCUAUUCGAACAAAAUUUUUACGGUUCUGAUUACCUGGAAAUUGCUAUCGUUUUAAGAAGAUUUAUAAUCCUUGAACUUUCCAACCUUAUAAAAUGCUUACUGGUACCCUCUGGGGUACCAUUCAAGGAUGCUAAAAGAAAACUACAAAUCAAAAACGGUAAACUUGUGAAUUACCUGAUCACUAAUGACUUGAUAAAAGAAUUGAUUGUGGUUCUUGUAUUUUUCAUUAAGAUUGAUGAGCUUUUUGGAAUAAUAGACAAUUUCACCACUCUGUUUGACAUCCUUGAUCAGUUGGUGGAUUAUCUGAACAACUAUAAACCUUCAUUUUAUGAGAAUGCUGACAUGCUGGAAAAGAAUAUCAACUUGAAGUUGAUUAUUAUGUAUUACAAGUUUAUGCAAAUCUUCUUCUUCUCCACUACAAACAUUGACCUAUUUAAUUACGAAGUCAAAGAUAAAAACUUCGAAGACAUGCUCGAUGAAAAUUAUAAUAAGAUCAGUGCGGCCACGCUGAAUGACUCUUUUAACCCAGAUGCCUUCUUUAAUAUAGACUUUUUACAAGAGGAAGUUUCUGUUUCUGAAAAACAAAACAAAAGUUUCCUUAGCAAGAGUUUUCCAGCUAGGUUCAACUUUGCUAAAGGCUAUUCUGACUCGGAAGAGGAGUCCAAUCACAAUCAAACAGGGUCGGAAAACCGUUACUAUACCAAAGACAAUGAAAAUUCACGAGUUGCUAAUUCACCCACCAUAAAGGAAUCGUUGAUUCAUAUCCCCUACCCGUACAACGAAUCUGUUUACAAAUACAGGGAUGAAUCUAUAGUUUCCACUUUGGAGCUAACCUAUGGAAUGCCAGAAACGCUUUUCCAACUUUUCAAGAAAACAGUCACUCUAACAAACCAUCAUAGUUUCUUCAAGAGAAGAAACUUGAAACACCCUAGAAAUUUCUCAAAGGUUGCAAGUGAUCUAGAAACCGAAUUAAAGAGUUGGACGUUACCGUGGAUUCUCUAUGAAUCCAGUGAUACUAUCUCCAUUUCAUUUCUCAGUACAUUUCAUCGGAUUCUAUUUCACAUGUCCAUGAGUUAUUACAAUUCAAUUCUCAUCUACUUUUAUAUUUUUGUGCAGGAUUUCAAAGCGUCCGACUUAUCUUCCUUGGUGCAAGAAUCACUAACGCACUUGGAGGCUUUGGUCUCUCUUUCUGUUAGUUCAAAUGUGGUCAAAGAUUUCACUGUCCAUGUGCCAUUCUGGCCAUUCUUUGUCUGCGCCUGUGGAGCUACGCUUGAAGCAGAUCAAGCUAGAGCAGUUGCUCUAAUGAAAAACUUCAAGACGAAUGAGAGAUGGAUAGGCAAGCAACUAAUUCACGCUGUAUGGGAAAAGCACAGGCAGAAAUUUACAGAUACAAACUGGGUCACAAUGACCAAAGUUGGGACAUAA